Symbiodinium natans is the source of this 372-nucleotide messenger RNA. NCBI's taxonomy places the organism in Eukaryota, Dinophyceae, Suessiales, Symbiodiniaceae. The record is from the annotation of a GenBank genome assembly.
AUGGCUUUGCAGGUUGCCAUCUCAUGGCUGUGCCUGGUCACGCUGUCGCAGGCCAUGGUCGAGAUCCAGGACGCUACAGUUUGGGUCAAAAGUGCCGGAGGGGCCAGCUGUGAGAUCACUUGUCAGGCAAGAGGCGGAUGCAAGGAAGAUGCCUGGCCGGCAACCUUGGAGGAGUUCCAGGAGAUCCUUGACGAGUCGGGCCUGAAGUGUGUCAGCAUCCAACAGGGCGGCGCCAAGUACGACCCAAGUACUGACGGCCGGUACUGCGGCUGGCACGGCGAUCCCGGACAGGGAUCCUGGUCGCGCUGUGCAGCUGCCGGCGACGCGGGAACAUACAGGUUCUGCCCUUGCUAUGGGGACAAGGAAUUAUGA